AGCCGCCUGGCCCAGCAGAGCCUGGCCGGGCCCCGUGCCCGCGGGGGCCACGGCCCGCGCCUUGCGGCCUCUGCGCAUCGCGCGGCCUGGUUCACGGCGGCGCAUGCGGAGAGGACCGGACCGAGGACCCGUCGCCUGCUGCAGCUGCGUCAUGACCGAGAUGCUCGGCCGGCAUGGCGAGGGCUGCCGCGCACUGCGAGGUCCGCCGGGCCCUGGGGCCCCGCGCCAGGCCGCGCUUUCGGGGGCUGCCCGAGCGCGCCGAGCGCGACUUCGACGCCAUGAACGAGGCCGCGGGCCUCGGUGACGUGGCGACCGCCGAGCGCCUGUUCCUGCGCAUGGAGGGCCACGCCCCGCCUCUGCGGAGGAUGGUGCUGAACACCGUCCUGAAGGCCUGCGCCAACAAGGGUGACCUGCACCGAGCAGCGGAGUGGUACGGCCGCAUGCGCGCGGACGGCGUCCCCGCCAACAGCAGAACGUUUGGCAAGAUCAUCGAGGCGGCCGCGAAGAGCGGGGGCGCCGGCGACGCUGUGGCGUGGCUCGAGGAGAUGGUCCGGGAGUUCCCAGAGGACUCGGUGUCCAUGGGCGCCGUGGUGGACGCUCACGCCAAGGCCGGGCUCACGAGCGACGCGGGCGCCUGGAUCGACAGGAUGGAGGGCCGCGGCAUGGCGAACACCAGCUUCCCGUACAACAGCCUCGUAUCGGCCCACGCCGACGCGGGGCGAGUGGAGGAGGCGGUCGAGGUCCUCGGCCGGAUGGAGGCCGCGAGGGUCCAGCCGGACGAGGUGUCCCACAACAGCAUGGUCCACGCCUGCGCGAGCGCUGGGCGCCCCCAGGAGGCGGCCGGCUGGUUCCGCCGCCUGCGGGCCUCGGGCGGGCGGCCCGGCAGGGUCGCCUACAACAGCCUGAUCAACGCCUGCGCCAAGGCCGGCCUGACCCGCGAGGCGGUGCAGUGGCUCGGCGAGAUGGAGGAGGCGAGCGUGCAGCCCAACGAGAUCACGUACAACACCGUCAUCAACGCCUGCGCCUGCGGCGGGCAGGUGGAGCUGGCCUCGGGCUUUCUGCGAGGCAUGCGCUCCAGGGCCGCCCGCCCCGACGUCUACUCGUACAACAGCGUGAUCAAGGGCCACGCACGGGCCGCAGACGCCGACUCGUGCGUCAAGUGGUUCAGGGCCAUGCAGGCUGCCAACGUCACCCCCGACGCAGCCUCAUUCGGCAGCCUCGUCAGCGCGCACGCCCGCGCCGGCCGCGCCCAGGAGGCGGAGUCCUGGCUCCGUGACAUGGAGGCGGCGCGCCUGGACGCGGACCAGGCCGCCUAUGGCAGCGUCAUCAGCGCCCACUCCAGGGCCGGCGACCCCGAGUCUUGCAUGAGCUGGCUCCAGAGGAUGCGCGCCGGAGCGCUGGUGCCCGACGUGAUCACCUGCAGCAGCGUCGUGAACGCGUUUGCGCAGACCGGGAGGGCGGAGGAGGCGGUGCAGUGGCUGGCUCAGAUGCGGAGCGCGGGCCCGAGGCCCAACGUCGUCUCCUACACCAGCGCCCUCAAGGCGUGCUGGAGGCGCAGGCCUCCGGGCCGGGAGAUGGCCGUGGGGCUGGUGAGGCAGGCGGUGGGCGACCGCCUGAGGCCCGACGCCGCCAUGCUGGGGCUGCUGGGCCGCAUCGUGGGGCAGGUCGGAGGAGGAGAAGAUACGGUCGUCCUCCUCCUCCUCCUCCACCUCCUCCUCCUCCUCCUCCUCCUCCAUCUCCUCCUCCCUGGUCAGAGGAGAAAGAGGGUCGGUCGGACCGAGUUAUAAGACCCACACCCCCUCGCGUUGUGAACAAAAACACGGCGACGGGUUUUUCGCUAUUCUCGGCCUCUGGGAGCGCUUCCCGGGCCUCGGGACCUUGAAAAAACGAUUCGGGAUGAAAAACCGGUCCUGGGGAAUGGGUCCAGACCUCUGGGGGUCGAUGUUGUGACAAAAAUCACUACGGCGGGGGUUUGGAGAUCGAGGUC
Prorocentrum cordatum is the source of this 1987-nucleotide messenger RNA. NCBI's taxonomy places the organism in Eukaryota, Dinophyceae, Prorocentrales, Prorocentraceae. The record is from the annotation of a GenBank genome assembly.